CAUUACCCUGCAAGCCACCUUGUGCUUAAAAGAGAGGGGAGGGGGCGGAGGAGUGUCUGCUCCCUAAAUGACAAGGACACUCCUGGGUUUAGACUUCCGACUGCGCAGAGAUGAGUGAAAACAGAAAUGAAGGCUCCAGCCCAGCUGCCAAGGCCAAUAGUGAUACCCAGACUCUGAGUCACUGGAAAGACACCCACCCCAAACUCGGGGAUCAGCUGAAGAAGAAGUCCUCCAAAAAGAAGGUCUUCAAAAUAGUGCAGGAGAAGAUGUUGAAGUUGCAGCAUGCCAUCAGGGACCAGUUUUUGCAGCAGAUAAGCCAACAGAUGCAGUACCCCCCACCAGGAGAUCAGCAGUGCACACAAACCUCCGGGAAGAGGGAAAAGAAGAUGGGCUACUUACUGUCUCAGAUCGUCAACCUCAUAUGGUCCAACACUGUAAAGAAACUGAAGUUCAAAGUGCCUCUUCCUUGCUUGGUCUCUAGAUGUGGCAUCAAAGCUGGGCACCAGGCCCUGUUACCUUGGCAGACUGGCCAACCCAGGCCUAGUCUGGGUGGUUUUGAGGCUGCCCUUGCCAGCUGCACCCUAUCCAAGCGUGGGACUGGCAUCUAUGAGUCUUACCACUUAAGCUUCCAGAGCUAUGAGGCCUAUCAGGCAGACAAAUACCACAAGGAUGAGAACCCUUCGGGCCUCAUCAACCUUAGUACCAGCGAGAACAAGCUUUGCCUUGACCUGAUAACAGCAAGGUUGACUCAGAGUGACAUGAACGUCCUUGAUGAGGCCCAGCUGCAGUACUCUGACUGGAAAGGACAACGCUUCCUUCGGGAAGAGCUGGCUAGCUUCUUGACCCACUACUGCAAGGCUCCUACACCCCUUGACCCAGAAAAUGUGGUGGUUCUAAACGGCUGCUCCUCAGUCUUCUCUUCACUGGCCAUGGUUCUGUGUGACCCAGGUGAUGCCCUUCUGAUCCCCACACCGUGCUACAAUGGCUUUGUCUUCAGCUCCUACCUCUAUUCGAAAGUCGAGCUUAUUCCUGUCCACUUGGAGAGCCAGGUCACCAGAUCCAACUUGGAUUCUUUCCAACUCACUGUGGAUAAGCUCAAGCUUGCCCUGACUCAGGCAAAGAAGAAGGCAAAAAAGGUCAAAGGCCUUGUGCUCAUCAACCCCCAGAAUCCUCUGGGUGAUGUCUACAGUCAAUUGUCACUGCAAGAAUACCUGGUCUUUGCUAAGAAGCACAACCUGCACGUGAUCAUGGACGAGAUUUACAUGCUGUCCGUGUUUGAGCCAUCUGUCACAUUUCACAGCGUUCUGAGCAUAAAAGACUUGCCUGACCCUAACAUGACCCAUAUGAUCUGGGGCACUAGUAAGGAUUUCGGCAUGUCUGGCUUCCGCUUUGGUGUUCUCUAUACACACAGCAAGGAGGUAGCCUCUGCUGUGAAGGCUUUUGGCUACCACCAUGGGGUCUCCGGCGUUACUCAGUACAAGCUGUGCCGACUGCUCCAGGACAAAGAGUGGAUCAAUAAGGUGUACCUUCCUAAAAACCAUAGCCGGCUCCGGAAGGCUUACAACUAUGUCACUAAGAUACUGAAGGACUUGAAGAUCCCCUUUUGCAAUGGUGGCGCUGGCCUCUUUGUCUGGAUCAACUUGAAAGCUUAUCUGAGUCCAUGCACGUUUGACCAAGAGCAGAUCCUUCACCAGCGCUUCCAGGACAAGAAGCUGUUGUUAUCUAGUGGCAAAUCCUACCUGUGUAUAGAGCCUGGCUGGUUCCGCCUCGUCUUUGCAGAAACCAACCUUCACCUACAAGUGGUUCCCCCCACUCCCCAUGGCUAUGACAACUACCUGAAAAAGCGGUUUGAGAGCAGAAAGAGCAGUCAUGGUGGCCCAUAG
Molecule: messenger RNA, 1883 nt
Organism: Mus pahari (shrew mouse)
Lineage: Eukaryota; Metazoa; Chordata; Mammalia; Rodentia; Muridae
Product: probable inactive 1-aminocyclopropane-1-carboxylate synthase-like protein 2
Exons: 15
Coding region: 111-1883 (590 amino acids)
Biological process (GO): biosynthetic process; amino acid metabolic process
Molecular function (GO): transaminase activity; pyridoxal phosphate binding
Source: RefSeq, a predicted model, not a curated record